Molecule: messenger RNA, 1761 nt
Organism: Neoarthrinium moseri
Lineage: Eukaryota; Fungi; Ascomycota; Sordariomycetes; Amphisphaeriales; Apiosporaceae
Exons: 2
Coding region: 1-1761 (586 amino acids)
Source: RefSeq, a predicted model, not a curated record
AUGGCUGAAAUCCUCGGUAUCACUUCAGCGACACUGGGACUAUUGCCCAUCAUUAUCGAGGGUAUACAUGGGUAUAAAUGGUUGAGGAAGACCAUCGCGGUGGUCAGAAAUCCUAUCAAAGAGCUGCGACCUUUAAAGACCGUCCUAAGAGUACAGGAAACAAUAUUUCUGAACGAAUGGGAGCUUGUUCUCCGCUCCAUCACAAAGGACGAGCGGCAGGCUCGGCACAUGAUCUCAGAUCCAGAUCACGCUGGCUGGCGUGACUAUGACCUCGCCUCAGCUCUUACGAUAAGCCUGGACAAAAGCUAUGAGGUGUUUGUUGAACUGGCCAAAGAAACACAAGUUACUCAGAACGAGCUCAAACAAGUUUUGUCCUGCUUUUCGCUGCAAGGUCAGAAAAAGCCGGGUGAAUCCGUCGAGUUGGCCAUCAAGCGGCUGUCGUUAGGCUUCAAAAUAAACGAACUGGAAAGGAAAGUCCAACGACUUAGACAACAUAAUGAGGAUCUUCAAGCCCUCCGUACCCAGAUCCAGCACCUUCGCGAGCCGGUAUUGGAAAAGAAACAUAAGCGGAAGUUGCCGCUGCCGCACAGCGUAAUACACGCAGUACGAGAAGCUCAAGAGAUAGCAUCUGAAGCCUACAACGCCUUGAAUAACUGUUUCUCUUGCAAGCGAGAGAAUCACGAGAUGCAUUGGGCAGCCUUGUGUACCGAUAGUACAUUUGAACAGUGCCAUAACCUGGAGAUGGUAUUGCUCUACGCAGAAGUGAAUCAAGGCAGUAAUAAUCAACAAGCAUGGACGUUGGCAAUGAAAUCGAACAACUGGACGUUCGGAUUCAAUUCUCACCAAGACCGCGUCGCUAAACAGCGUCCAGGGACCGCGAAGCAGUUGCGGUUCGCUGAUGACCUAGAAAGCGCCAGCCAAAACAUCACAAAAAGUGACACUUCACAAGCAAACUCAUCACAAGACCUAGGUCUCAUUGAUGAUAUUUGUUAUUAUCUCGAAAAGAAGUGCCUUUUUGGUGUGGGAAAUGGCUCUAUGCUAGGCUCCUUCGGACAUCUCCGAUGCCCACAUUCGGGCUACGUUUUCCAUGUCUCACCUUGUGAAGCCUCUCUUCAGACAGGCGGCACAGAGAUGCACGAAGGAAUAUCGCUGCAAGAUCUAUUACGAGCAACACAAGAACGGCCAGCAACCCCAAAGUUCAAGUUAACAUGGGCACUGAAACUUGCACUUACAGUUCUGCAGUAUCACUCAACCCCAUGGCUUCAUGAUGAUUGGCGGACUUCGGAUUUGUACACUUCGAACAAACUCCAAACAACAUCUAAGCCGAAGGUUUUCCUGAGAACCUUGCUAGCAACAGGGACAGCCAAGAAAGCCUCUGCCAGCAAUACAGAACAAUGUUUCGCCGGACCAAUUAACCCAGAGACACAACACUACCUAUUGACGUCCGAUGACCUGUACGGUAUCUAUAAUCGAGCUCUUUGGGCCCUUGGCACUGCAUUCUUGGAGAUAUGGCACUGGAAGCCUCUAAGUGAUAUGGCUAAAGCUGCUGAUGCUGGGAACGAGAUCCUUACUGCCAGAAGGGUGGCGAAAUCACGCACGGAACUGGGCGAGCCAAUUCAUAGGAUGACUCAAAUGUGCCUCCAAUGCAAUUUUGGAUGUGAACCCGAUUUAAACUCAUCAGAGCUUCAGGUUUCUUUCUACAAUGAGGUGGUCUGUUUAUUGCAAGACCAGCUGAAGGCAUUAGAAUCGUUCGGUUUAUAA